Messenger RNA from Bursaphelenchus okinawaensis, 1278 nucleotides. Lineage: Eukaryota; Metazoa; Nematoda; Chromadorea; Rhabditida; Aphelenchoididae. The record is from the annotation of a GenBank genome assembly.
AUGUCAUCCACAAUUUUCACGGUGAUUUUCUUCGGCACAGCUGGUACCCUUCUCUUCACAACUGGUCUAGUCUUGGCCUAUCUAAAGGUCAUUCUGCCUCCAGUAGCAGCUUGCCUGGCAGUCGGCCUCGGUCUGGUCAUAUUCGCUAUAUUAAUAUGGCUGAAUAUGAUUCCGAACUGGUUCAGAUUCUGGUCGAAGCGACGAAAGUACCACUUGAAGAAGGGACAACUGGCACUAAUCGGCAUGUUGGACCAGACGCGACAAGAGAAACAACAGUUGGGACAAGAUGCGACAGAGACCUUGAUGAAGAGUAUCAGAGGGAUACCGUAUCUGAUUCAGGCGAUACAGUACUCUCUGGAGACGAAUCUGAUGACAGAAAUGGGACAGUCUGUUAUUGGGACAUCUGUGAUACACACGGCUCCAGGUAGGACAGGUGUUAUUGUUUUACAUUUUUAAAAUUGAUUUUUUAAUAUCUCCGCCAUUUGGCAUAGCGUUGCAAUUUUGGUCGUAAGAAGUAUACAUUGAGAAUUGAGGUAUAAAAUACGGAUAAAAAAGGUUUAAAAAUUAAAAAACAAGAUUUUUAAACCUCACUUUACCUUCAGGCUGUACCAGUGUACUGGACUGUUGUGGCGAAAAGGACCACAUGGUGCACGCUACAUCAAUGUCUUCGAGAAUCUCGGGUCCAGACGAACAAUGGCAGAACACAGAUCAAAGUAAAUGGACGAAUCAGCAGUUGAAAUUGUCAUUAAAUCAAAGGGAUUCAUCGUUCACGGUAGGUUACUGCAGCCUGAAUUUACAGUAGUUGUAGGUGUUCCCUUACAGUGAAUCUCAACCGCUACGGGAUUCUACAGAGGAAUCUGGAGACCUUCAAGUGUAUCCGGACGAACAGACGUUUCAUGGCUCAGCACAGUCAUCUUUGUCGAGGUAAUAAAGGGUUAUAUUGUUACUGGUUUUGUAGGGUUUACAUAGUAGAAAUGUAGAUUUAGCAUUACUUUUAAAUGAAUGAUAUAACAGUGUAAAAUACGAUUACUAUAUAUAUUUAAUUAAAAAUUGUGUAUAGUAAAGUAGGUUUUGUGGAAUACUUGUGAGUACUGUUAGUCAGAACUUGGUGGAACCUCUAUAUGCAACCUUUAUUCAUAAAUUACUUGAAUGUAUAAUACUUUACUUGCUUUUUACAGAGUAACAGUGUCGUACAACUCUUCGAAUCAGCAGGAGAUCAGAUGUAUCGGAAUGACGAGCGCUUUCCUCAGCAAGUUCAACAACAGCUUCAAGACCUAA